UCCCAGUCCCACAACUCGUGUGUACAAACCCGCAAACGUGUGUCGGCAGACUCGGCCGAAAAGCAUCCUUUGAGUACAUAAGUGAGAACUUGAGUUCAAUUAUAAACUUUCUCAAACACGGAUUUAAGAUGGUUCGAGCAAGCAAAGCCCAGUCAAAGGCUGUUGAAGCAGCAACUCCUGGAAGUGCUACAGCUGAAGUAAUGGAAGUGGAUCAAACCAAAGCUGUCAAACCUGUCAGUGAACCUAAGAAAAGUCAGAGAGGAGUUCAAAAAGUGCCUGCAAGUAACUUAUUGAAUGGGAAAGCCAAACCAGCUGAAAAAGAAAUGCCUGCUUCUGUCAAAGCCCCAGCCGAUUCCAACAGCAAAGCAGGGAGAGGUCGCAAGAGAAGUGCUGCUGCAGAUGCUGUGCUACAGCCAACUAGCAAAAAGUCCAAAGUAAGCAGUGGCAGCAGCAGUCCUCCUGUGCAGCUCACUGCCCCUGCUGUGAAGGACGGUGUGGUGCUUACAGUGGGCAUGGGUGACAUAGGACAGCUCGGUCUUGGCCCUGAUGUAGAAGAGAAAACCAGGGUAGCAGUCGUACCUGGAUUGCCUAACAUUGUUGCAGUGUGUGCUGGAGGACUACACUCAGUUUGUCUUGAUGAGCAAGGAAAAGUACAUACAUGGGGCUGCAAUGAUGAGGGUGCAUUAGGACGCACCACUUCCUGUGAAGAAGACAACUUCAGCGCUGGCUGUGUAGAGGGCAUUGAGGGGCGAGUGGUACAGAUCACGGCUGGUGACUGCCACACUGCUGCCCUCACACACGAUGGCAGAGUCUACGCCUGGGGCUGCUUCAGAGACAACAGUGGUCCGCUGGGUUUCCUAGAGAGUGGCACUAUCCAGCGCAGCCCUCGCUUGCUGCCAGCAGGCGGUGAAGCCAUCAUAAAGUUGGCGUCAGGAAACAACCAUUUAGCAUUGCUGAGCCAGGCCGGCCGUCUAUACACCUGCGGCUGUGCCGAGAGCGGACAGCUGGGCAGACUGGCUGAGAGAUUUGCAUCUAGAGAUCUCAGGAACAGGAAUGGUUUUGAGGUAUUGCUGCAACCAGCUCCGGUGCGUGCGGUGCGUUUGCGACGCGUCGCGGUCACGUUUGACGACGUAUGGGCCGGUGGUGAGAACACCUUCGCCAGAGACGCCAGCACAGGAGCUAUAUUCGCCUGGGGACUCAAUAACUACAACCAAAUGGGCGAUGAAGACACGUCCACUAAAUUCCAGCCGACGCUUAUUAAGUCAAUGGCUGACAAGAAAUGGAAGAAAUUCACAAGCGGGCAGCACCACACUGUGGGUUUAGACAGCGAAGGACGAGUUUACACCAUGGGACGACAUGACUACGGACGCCUGGGCCUCGGAGACGCCGACAGGAAGGACGCUAAAGUGCCCACGCUGAUCGAGACUCUCAAGCAGCCUGUCAAGGACGUGUCCGCGGCAGGCUGUGUGUCGGUUGCAGUCACGGAAGAGGGCGUGGCCUACGGAUUUGGUAUGGGAACAUCGUCCCAGAUGAGUCAAGGCGACGAUGAAGAUUGUUGGGAGCCAAAAGAGUUCACAGGCAAGCAGCUGGCAGAGAGGAAAGUCGUAUCGGUGAGCGUUGGAGGGCAGCACUCGAUAGUUCUUGCAGUGCCCCAGUCUUAACUGUGCGCUUAGAUUUCAUAGGAAUGCAAGAUCGACGUCGUAACGCACAAAGUGGUGCGAUUUUUUUUUCUUGUUGUGGUCUUGGAGAUAACACGAUAGUUAGUUAUUUUAUGCCUAGCUUGUUUUAUACACCCGAGAAAGAUCUUGUUACAGCAACUACUAUGAAACGAACAAAUGUGAAACUUUUGAUUUGCUGUCCUAAAUAUUAGUAUAUCUUGGUAUUUGUUGGUGAAGGGUAAUGGCCCGGGGUAGUAAUUAUUUAAAAUCUAUUGUUAAAUUAAUAAUGCGUCCGGUCUUGUUGCGAUUCUGAGCUAAUGGGUGAACACAUAUUUCAAUUUGUUGUACGGAAUUCGAAGCAUUGCCGGGUUAAGUCGUGUUACGAGGACUGCUAGCUAAUAGAUUCAUAUUGCAGCUUUUAUGACCGAGUUUGAUUAAUAGUAUUUUAGCGGUGCGAUAGCAUGCUGCCCUUUUCCGUAGAUAAUGUAGACAGAUGGUCGUGUUAGGAACCCUUUAAUACGAAGUUUCUGGUCAUUCACGUACGCUAGUAACAGGUUGUUGUUUUAUUACAUGACGUCAAUUUUUACAGCGCUGAGAUGUAAACUCACGCGUUGCAUGGUAGAGCUAAGUUAUUUAUUGUAGCUAUAUCAUCAUACUGUUCGCAAGAAGGGUCGUUCUAACUUUACUCAGUAAGCAUUUAACAUUGUCAAUCUGUGCCAAAAACAGAUAAAAUUUGCGUUGUCUAGGAAAAUCGCUUCAUAGGUUUGGACACUAUGAAAUUAUGUGCGUAUCACAAUUUAUGACUAAUAAUCAACUAUGUUAAUCAGCCUGCAUUACCAGCGUUGAUAAUUAUGCUAAUCUUACUAUAUGUUUUGAAUUGACUGACUACGAAUUGUGCAUCUUCAAUAAAAUUGUCUUCGGUACAACCA
Hyalella azteca is the source of this 2587-nucleotide messenger RNA. It is a transcript of the gene Rcc1, whose product is annotated as regulator of chromosome condensation. Gene Ontology annotation, cellular component: cytoplasm. Bases 129 to 1661 code for a protein of 510 amino acids. NCBI's taxonomy places the organism in Eukaryota, Metazoa, Arthropoda, Malacostraca, Amphipoda, Hyalellidae. The record is from RefSeq and is a predicted model, not a curated record. The transcript has 9 exons. Gene Ontology annotation, molecular function: guanyl-nucleotide exchange factor activity.